This is a messenger RNA of Owenia fusiformis, 1512 nucleotides long. Lineage: Eukaryota; Metazoa; Annelida; Polychaeta; Sabellida; Oweniidae. The record is from the annotation of a GenBank genome assembly.
CCGCCAUCUUGCGAGGAAAAUGAAAGUUAAUAAAAUAUACAAAGUUCCAGCAAAGUUCUAUGCACAAUAAAAGAGUGAUUUACUAGAUAGCUUCUUGUCUUCUCAUACGAUCAAAGAAAUGUGUGAAGCAUCAGAUCCAGGGCAUAUUGCCAUAAUAGAUGGAUCUGUCUUAGAAGGGGGUGGCCAGAUACUACGUAAUGCAGCAGCCCUUAGUUGUCUCUUGGUAAAACGUAUUACAGUAAACAAUGUCCGUUCAUCUAGAAGUAAUCCAGGAUUAAGACCACAGCAUCUGAUGGGCCUCAAGUUGGUAGCAGAGUUGUGUGGGGGAGAUCUUCAAGGGGGAGCUGUUGGAUCUCGUACUGUCACUCUAACUCCAGGCAAGAGGAUCAGAGCUGGUUCAUAUUGUGCAGAUACAGGAACUGCUGGGAGCAUCUGCCUACUUCUUCAAGCAGCUCUUCCCUGCCUUUUGUUUGGAGAUGGCCCCUCUACACUGACACUCAAGGGUGGCACCAAUGCACAGAUGGCCCCUCAAAUAGACUACUUUACCAUGGUAUUUGGGCCAAUUGCAGAGAGAUUCGGAGUAAAAUUUGACUGUGAUAUUGUUAAAAGGGGAUAUUAUCCAAAGGGAGGUGGUGAAGUUAGAAUAACAAUCCAUCCCAUAAAACAACUCAAUGCAGUAGACAUGACAGACUUAGGCAAGGUGGACAGCAUAUCUGGGAGAGCUUUCGUUGCAGGUGCACUGCCAAAAAAGGUCGCUGACAUUAUGGCAAAUUCAGCAAGAGAUCAUCUAAAGAAACGUUUUACUAAUGUGUCGGUGGAUAUUGAAUCAGUAAAGGAAGCAGAGAACAGAGCUGUGGGAACUGGAGCUGGGAUUAUUGUGAGUGCCAAAUCAACCAAUGGUUGCAUACAUGCUGGUUCUGCUUUAGGAAAGAAAGGUAUUCCAUCUGAGGAUGUAGCCAAAACUGCCUGUGAUAUGCUAACUAAGAGUCUCAUGUAUGGGGGAACAGUAGAUGAAUAUCUCCAGGAUCAGUUGAUUAUCCUGAUGGCAUUAGCAAAAGGGAAGUCCCGGAUAAGUUGUGGUCCAAUAUCUCUUCAUACAAAGACUGCAAUUCAUAUAGCACAAAUGCUUACUCAAGUGAAGUUUCAAGUAAUUGAUGACCAAGAUGAUGUCAACUUCAUAGAAUGUGAGGGUAUGGGACUUGUGAACAGUUUUCUGUGACAAACAACAUAACAUAGGAAAAUAAGGUGUGAUGAGGUAUAAUUGGCCAUUACAUUGCGAAUCCUAGAGGAGUAUAGAGAGAGACAGAAAUAGAACUCAACUGUAGCUGAUAGGAUUAGACAAUUUUUACAAUGGAUGUAAAGUUGAAAACGAGGUACAUAUGGAAUGAAUUUUUGUGAAUCCAAAAUAAAUGCUGUUUUACACAAAUAUGAAAAAUGUGUGUUCACUUAAAGGUGUGUGUGUCUGCUAUGGGCAGAAGGAGCCAGAUUUUACUUGGUUUAGCUGAAAUUGAA